This is a messenger RNA of Lathyrus sativus (Indian pea), 1005 nucleotides long. The record is from the annotation of a GenBank genome assembly. Lineage: Eukaryota; Viridiplantae; Streptophyta; Magnoliopsida; Fabales; Fabaceae.
AUGGUUUUGACUGCACAUUUUGUUAAUAGGAAUUGGGAAUUAGAGAAAAAAGUUGUAUCCUUCACUCAUUGUCCACCACCUCAUAGCAGUUUUAAUUUGGCUGAGAAGUUGAUAAAUUUGCUAAAGGAGUGGGGUAUUGAGAAAAAAAUAUUCACGAUUACUUUAGACAACACAUCUAAAAAUGAUGUUAUAGUGAAUAUAUUGAAGAAAUAUUUAUUAUCAGGAUUAGGAUUGAUAGCUGAAGGUACUUAUUUUCAUGUUAGAUAUGGAGCACACAUCUUAAACUUAAUUGUUCAUGAUGGUUUAAAGGUGAUAGAUGGAUCUUUGGAUAAAAUUAGGUUGUGUGUGAAAUAUGUAAGAGGCUCAGAAGCUCGAAAGAUAAAGUUUGCAUUUUGUUUAGAGCAACUUUCAAAUGUGACUUCUAAGCAAGUUCGUCAAGACUUACCUACUAGGUGGAAUUCCACUUAUCUAAUGCUUGAGACUGCUAUGGGUCAACGAGAAGCCUUUACCCUCCUAAGCGAUAUUGAUCCCUAUUUUGAUUGUUGCUUAUCAAACGAGGAGUGGGAUGAGGUAAAAACCAUUGCUGAUUUUUUGAAGCCAUUUUAUGACAUCACUGUGUUUUUUUCAGGUAGCACUUAUCCAACCGCCAACCUCUAUUUUAGUGGUGUGUGGCGAAUUCAUAUGAAAAUCAAGGAAGUUGCAUGUGUUGAUCAUAGUGAGUUUGAGAAACGAAAUCAAUUAUAUUGCAUGGCUAGAAGAAUGAAGAAAAAAUUUAAUAAAUAUUGGAAUUCUUAUAGUGUUGUGCUAUCAUUUGCUGUCAUCUUAGAUCCUAGAUAUAAAUUGCAGUUUGUUGAGUGGUGUUAUGUGAGGUUGUUAGGUGGUGAGGGAGUACAAGUUGCAAAGUUGAUUUUUGAUAAGUUGAAAGCUUUUUUUCAAGAAUAUCUCAAGUCCUUAAAUGAAGCAAGCACUUCAUCUUCACAAAGGUCAAUUAGAGGUUUCUUUUGA